GGAGCCAACGCGGCCCUAGCCGGCUGGCUGUACGCCUCGCUGCCGCCUGGCGUCGGGGGCACCGGGGAAGACUAUGGCGAGGCGGGGAUUCACUUCCCGUGGCUGCCAGCGCUCGUGUGUACCGGCGCCGUGUUCCUGGGGGCCGAGAUCUGCCCCUACUCGGUGUGUUCGCGGCACGGACUGGCCAUCGCCUCACACAGCGUGUGCCUGACCCGGCUCCUGAUGGCGGCCGCCUUUCCCGUGUGUUACCCGCUGGGCCGCCUGCUGGACUGGGCGCUGCGCCAGGAGAUCAGCACCUUCUACACUCGGGAGAAGCUUCUGGAGACGCUGCGGGCCGCAGACCCCUACAACGACCUGGUGAAGGAGGAGCUCAACAUUAUACAGGGCGCCCUGGAGCUGCGCACCAAGGUGGUGGAGGAGGUGCUGACCCCCCUCGGAGACUGCUUCAUGCUGCGUUCGGACGCGGUGCUCGACUUCGCCACUGUCUCCGAGAUCCUGCGCAGCGGCUACACUCGCAUCCCGGUGUACGAGGGCGACCAGCGGCACAACAUUGUGGACAUUCUAUUUGUCAAAGACUUGGCCUUCGUGGACCCCGACGACUGCACCCCGCUCCUCACCGUCACCCGUUUCUACAACCGGCCCCUGCACUGCGUCUUCAAUGAUACUCGGUUGGACACCGUGCUGGAGGAGUUUAAGAAGGGAAAAUCUCACCUGGCCAUCGUCCAGCGGGUGAAUAAUGAGGGAGAAGGGGACCCCUUCUAUGAGGUGAUGGGCAUUGUCACGCUGGAAGACAUCAUAGAGGAGAUCAUCAAAUCGGAGAUCCUGGACGAAACUGACCUCUACACCGACAAUCGGAAAAAGCAGAGAGUCCCGCACCGGGAGAGGAAGCGGCAUGAUUUCUCCUUGUUCAAGCUUUCUGACUCGGAGAUGAGGGUGAAGGUCUCGCCACAGCUUCUGCUGGCCACACAUCGCUUCAUGGCCACAGAAGUGGAGCCCUUUAAGUCUCUAUACCUUUCGGAGAAGAUCCUGCUCCGGCUCCUGAAACAUCCCAACGUGAUCCAGGAGCUGAAGUUCGAUGAGAAGGACAAGAAGGCCCCAGAACACUACCUCUACCAGCGCAACCGCCCUGUGGACUACUUUGUGCUGCUUCUACAGGGUCAAGUGGAGGUGGAGGUUGGUAAGGAAGGUCUUCGCUUUGAGAAUGGAGCUUUCACCUACUAUGGUGUCCCAGCCAUCAUGACCACUGCUUGCUCAGAUAAUGACGUGCGGAAGGUUGGAAGUCUGGCUGGAUCUUCCGUCUUUCUAAACCGGUCCCCUUCUCGCUGCAGCGGGUUGAAUCGCUCAGAGUCUCCGAACCGCGAGCGCAGCGACUUUGGGGGAAGCAACACGCAGCUGUGCAGCAGCAGCAACAACCUCUACACGCCCGACUACUCGGUCCACAUCCUCAGCGACGUGCAGUUCGUGAAGAUCACACGGCAGCAGUACCAGAACGCACUCACUGCCUGCCACAUGGACAGCUCACCCCAGUCCCCUGACAUGGAAACCUUCACUGACGGAGACUCCACCAAGGCCCCAACGACUCGGGGCACACCCCAGACACCCAAGGAGGACCCUGCCAUCACACUGCUGAACAACAGAAACAGCCUGCCGUGCAGCCGCUCAGAUGGGCUGAGAAGCCCUGGCGAGAUAGUAUACCUGAGGAUGGAGGAGAUAGCCUUCACCCAGGAAGAAAUGACUGACCUCGAGGAGCCCAGUACACAGCAGCUUUCACUGUCUCCUGCAGCUGUUCCCACAAGAGCAGCAUCAGAUAGUGAAUGUUGUAACAUCAACCUGGAUAUGGAAACCAGCCCUUGCAGUAGCGACUUUGAGGAAACCAUGGGAAAGAAGCUGCUGAGGACCUUGAGUGGUCGAAAAAGGAAGAGGUCAACAGAUGGAGAGAGAACCUCUGAGGAAAACUCCAAUUUAAUGCCUCUGAUCACAUGACAGGCAAAGACAGCACUCGCUGGGUGUGUGAGAUUCCAGAGCUUUGGGGGAGAACCCACCCUCCCAUCAUCUGCUUCCCCCCAAGGCCUCCCACAGGUGACAAAGUGUUCUGCCUUUCUUUCUACAUCUUCUGUCAGUUUGUCUUUCCACCCCUAGCUGUCAGUUUGGCAGAUUUUCCCUUGUUGCCUCCAAUUUGACUCAGAGCCUUGCCAUGGCCAUAAAGAAAGGAGGUGCCUCUGAUGGAACAUGCCAGAAAUGGUCUUGUCCACAGCACAGUCGGGGACUGGAGAAGAGAUGACCCCAAGCUGACAAUGCUACUCUGGGACCGCUGAUUGUUUCUUCUUUGUUCUUCAGGAUCUCCUGAUGCCACAGGAGACCCAUGUCCUGGAACUCACCCUUCUUUACUGCAGAACAAAAUAACUUUCUACCAUAUUUCAUUCUUAGCUUAGCUCAGAAGGUGUCACUGGGAGACAGGCACAUAGGAAGCUGGAGUAGCAGGUAUGAUGAUUAUUCAGGUCAUGGACCAAGAACUCCUUCAGAAAUUUAGAGCAGUGGGAUUUAGCACUGUUGAUGCGUAUGUGAUUGAUCUUACAGCCCAGAAAACUGUCAGUGACUGGUUUCCUGAUAGAUAAGGGUUCCAGCAGCCUGGAGAGUAUGUCUCAGCUGGAAAGGAAAAAAUGUGAGAUGGAAACUCAGGUCACUGUUUUGCCCAGGGAUAUACCUAUUUUGGCUCCCAAUCAGCAGUCAUCAAUCGGUAAAUAAAUCUGCUCUGGAAGAGGAAGAGCAGAGAGACCCAGUGGGGAGCCAGAAAUGGAAGUUCAGGUUUUAAGUGCAAAUCAAAGAAAAAAAAGCUUAUAUGAGAUUAUCCUCAGCUGUUAAAGCAAGUUUAGCCAUGACAAACCAAAGAGUGCCCAGGUCAGCCAAGAAGGAUGCAUGCUCUCAUGGGGCUUCAGUAUGCAUUACACAGGAAUGUUGAAGAAUCGCUCUUCUUUUUCAUCCAUUCUCCCCAUGCCCCAACCCUUUACCACACCCCAGCAGGUCAGCUAAGUGUACUUUGUUCCAGGAACUUACUCGAUCUCCAGUUUUUCUCCAGGAUGCUGGUGCAGGUGCAAUCCCAUGAGUUAUCACCAGAUGGCAGAAUGACUACACAUACCUACUUCCAAGAAUAAAAGAAUUCUGAUCAGGAACCACAGCUGGCCUUAGGGAAAAUUUGGAAGUAAGUGAAGUUUGUCUUUGAGGCACCUGUCUCCCUUUCUGAUCUAUCUCCUACCCCUUGGGUGCGCUCAGUCAGGAGCCCAGUGAUCCAGUGCUGCCUGCUGAAUCUCCAAACCAUUCCUAAACACUUCCCUGUGGUGUACCAUCAGGCUUCUCUCUCCUUCCUCCAAAAUUAUUACUCCCACCUUCCCACACCCAUUUAAUCAUUAAUCACACGGGGAGGGGAGAGACUGAUAAUUCCUCUGGGUUAUUUGCAUCUCAAAAGAAAAUGCUUACCCACAGGAACCUUUAACUCAGGGGUUCUUAACUUGGGGUCCAUCACUCCAGGGAGUCCACAGUUGGACUUUGGAGAGUCUAUGAAACCCCUAAAACUGUAAGAAUUUAGUGUAUGUAUUGUGUGUGUUUUCCAGAGGGUUACAGCUUUCAUAAGAUUCUCAAAGCUCUCAGACCCACAAAGGAUUAAAAAACACACUAUUUUAAAUAGCAGAACUUACAGCCCAGAAUUUCUGCAAUGCAGAGUAAAGUGAACACUGGGUAGUUCAAGGCAGAUUUUUAAUUACAAGGGGUCUUCUCAAGUGUCCAUCCAUCAGUGGGGAAGGCUGGCACCCACCAAGAACUGGGUGUCCUCAGAAAUUCUUGGCACACCUUACAGUAUUGUACAACCUUCACCCCACACACCUUUGUCCCCACUUCUCCACCAAACCAGAGCAGGUGUUGCAAACAGGAGGUCCAAAGCACGUGGGAAAAAAAAUGUUGGAGCUAGAGUUGCCUUUUCCAGCAAUGUAUUAUUGACUUCCACACACCCUUGCCUGGCCAGCCCGGCCUGAGCUCGGCAGUGCAUGACUUCUCGCAGAUGAUUCCACCGCCAGCCCCUCCCAACACCUGCUCUUGGUAGGAAUAGGCAAGGUGUCAGCACUCAGUGCUGCUGCCUCGGACCCAAACCAGUAAACGGUGAGUUUUGAGCAAGAACUGCCAUCAUGCAGUCUUCUUGCCCAGCUGGCUACUGGCCCAAGGGGGCCUGCCUGGCUAGUCUUCCUUUCGUUACCCCUCAGGCCACCAGGCCUAGGCCACCGCUGUUGCAUUACAUCCAUCCCUUUGCAAAACCUGUAUGGAGCCUGUCACCACUCCCCUGCCUAUACUGCACCCCACCCCCCCAAAGAUAUUAUUCAGGUUAAAAAAAGUUUAAAAAAAUGAUUUUAAAGUAAAGCAUUUGUGAAGGUUCAAUAAAUUGUAAAUAAUUUUUAAAUAAAAUGAAAAUGUCUUUCCUGGAA
Galeopterus variegatus (Sunda flying lemur) is the source of this 4469-nucleotide messenger RNA. RefSeq names its product cyclin M1 (gene CNNM1). Gene Ontology annotation, molecular function: transmembrane transporter activity. Bases 223 to 1983 code for a protein of 586 amino acids. The transcript has 11 exons. Gene Ontology annotation, biological process: magnesium ion homeostasis; transport. NCBI's taxonomy places the organism in Eukaryota, Metazoa, Chordata, Mammalia, Dermoptera, Cynocephalidae. The record is from RefSeq and is a predicted model, not a curated record. Gene Ontology annotation, cellular component: plasma membrane.